Pipistrellus nathusii (Nathusius's pipistrelle) is the source of this 1026-nucleotide messenger RNA. The record is from the annotation of a GenBank genome assembly. NCBI's taxonomy places the organism in Eukaryota, Metazoa, Chordata, Mammalia, Chiroptera, Vespertilionidae.
AUGGUCAUGGCGCAUUUCGUCGAGAAUUUUUGGGGGGAAAAAAAUAGUGGCUUUGAUGUUCUUUACCAUAAUAUGAAACAUGGACAGAUAUCCACAAAAGAACUAGCAGAUUUUGUAAGAGAAAGAGCUACAAUAGAAGAGGCGUACUUCAGGUCAAUGACAAAACUAGCAAAAUCUGCAAGCAAUUAUUCACAACUUGGAACAUUUGCACCAGUGUGGGAUGUGUUCAAAACAUCUACAGAGAAAUUAGCUAAUUGUCACUUGGAUCUUGUUAGAAAAUUACAAGAAUUAAUAAAGGAAGUUCAGAAGUAUGGAGAAGAACAAGUAAAGUCUCAUAAAAAGACUAAAGAAGAAGUUGCAGGAACUUUGGAAGCUGUUCAAACCAUUCAGAACAUAACUCAGGCCCUCCAGAAAUCCAAGGAAAAUUACAAUGCCAAGUGUGUAGAACAAGAACGUUUGAAAAAGGAAGGAGCUACACAAAGAGAAAUAGACAAGGCAGCUGUUAAAUCUAAGAAAGCUACAGAUACCUAUAAAGUCUACGUGGAAAAAUAUGCAUUAGCAAAAGCUGAUUUUGAACAGAAAAUGACAGAAACAGCUCAGAAAUUUCAAGACAUUGAAGAAACUCAUCUCAUUCACAUAAAGGAAAUUAUAGGAUCCUUGUCAAAUGCUGUAAAGGAAAUUCAUUUACAAAUAGGCCAGGUCCAUGAAGAAUUUAUAAAUAAUAUGGCUAAUACUACAGUUGAAAGCUUGAUACAAAAAUUUGCUGAGUCAAAAGGCACUGGGAAGGAAAGACCUGGCCUUAUUGAAUUUGAAGAAUGUGACCCUGCUAGUGCAGUUGAAGGUAUAAAACCAAGGAAAAGAAAGACUUUUGGCUUGCCAGGAAUAAUUAAAAAGGAAAAGGAUGCAGAAUCUGUGGAAUGCCCUGAUGCAGAUUCACUUAACAUUCCUGAUGUAGAUGAAGAAGGCUAUAGUAUAAAACCAGAAGCAAAUCAGAAUGAUAUCCUUUUAUCAUCUGGAUAUUUUUAA